AUGCCAUUUGGUCUAACGAAUGCUCCGACAGCAUUCAUGGAUAUGAUGAAUCGAGUAUGUCGGUCUAUGCUYGAUAAGUCUGUCAUUGUCUUCAUUGAUGACAUACUUGUGUAUUCUAAGUCAGAAAUUGAUCAUAUUACGCAUCUCCGUCAGAUGUUGGAGUUACUAAGAAAAGAUAAAUUAUAUGCCAAGUUCCCAAAAUGCGAAUUUUGGCUCAGAAAGGUGCAAUUCUUAGGGCAUAUGAUCUCCGGUGAGGGUAUUUCUGUCGAUCCAUUUAAAAUUGAGGCAAUUCAGAAUUGGGAACAACCGAAGAAUGCCUCAGAGAUCCGCAGUUUUCUUGGAUUAGAGGGUUAUUACCGACGAUUCAUAAAAGACUUUUCAAAGAUUUCCGUUCCCCUUACUUCACUCACUUUUAAAGCUGUGAAGUUUGUAUGGAAUGAAGAACAAGAGAAAGCUUUUCAGCUCUUGAAACCUUGUUUGACGAACGCUUCGAUUCUUGCCUUACCCGAAGGUAACGAUGACUUUGUGGUCUAUAGUGAUGCGUCGAAGUUGUGA
Cynara cardunculus var. scolymus (artichoke) is the source of this 555-nucleotide messenger RNA. RefSeq lists its product as uncharacterized. The coding region runs from base 1 to 555 and encodes 184 amino acids. The record is from RefSeq and is a predicted model, not a curated record. The transcript has a single exon. NCBI's taxonomy places the organism in Eukaryota, Viridiplantae, Streptophyta, Magnoliopsida, Asterales, Asteraceae.